AAAGAUUGUCCUUUACUCCUUUGUUAGGGUUUUGAAUUCUUCUUCUUUCCGAUUUCGGUGUUCAAUGGCGCCUUUUGUUGAAGUCUGUAGUACUCGAAACCAUUAUUGUCUCAUUCUCGCUUUAGUCCGAUUUCUGUUAACCGGAGAGUUAUCACGGCCGUUGCUCGAGCUGAAUCAAAUCAAAUUGGGUGACGAUGCCAACUCAAAGGAGGUGCUGAGAAACUUAUCAUGGCAAUUGCCUGUCUGUUUAGGAUACAACAGAGAUCAAGAAUUGCAAAAUGUUGAAGAAGAUUCGAGUUUAGAUGAUCAGAAGCAGAAGUCUAGAAGCCAGUUUAAGAAAAGAGUGAUUUUUGGUUUAGGAAUUGGAUUGUCUGUUGGAGGAAUUGCUCAAGGAAUGACUCCUCCUCCACGAUAUCUUUCUAGAGUCUGCUCGGUUUAUAUGAGUGCUCUUAUGCCCAUACUUACAUUCUCUCUGUGUGGUCUUACUGCUCCAGUUCUAAACACCGGAAUUGGAAGAAGCUGGCCUACUAUCCUCGGUGGCCAAGCACACUGGACAGUUGGACUUGUUGCUAUAUUGAUUUCUUUCUGCGGUAUAAUUGCCUCAGACACGUUUGCUUUUCUUGGUGGCAAGGCAUUUGGUAAAACUCCUCUUAUUAGCAUUAGUCCUAAGAAGACAUGGGAAGGAGCUCUUGCAGGACUUGUUGGUUGUAUUACCAUUACCAUUUUGCUCUCCAAAUCGUUGUCCUGGCCUCAAUCCUCGUCAGCUUUUGGAGUUCUUAACUUCUUCGGGUCGGUCUUUGGUGACUUAACUGAGUCAAUGAUCAAACGUGAUGCGGGUGUCAAAGACUCUGGCUCACUCAUCCCUGGACAUGGUGGAAUAUUGGACAGAGUUGAUAGUUACAUAUUCACUGGUGCAUUAGCCUACUCGUUCUACUGCAUGAUAACUUUGCAUCAAGGGGAAUGCCACCACUUGCUGCAUGCGUUUAUAGAGGAUAUUGUUUGGUGGGCAAGGAUAAAACGUGACUACAUUGGUACUGGAAUACCACAAAAUGUUUUGCAUGAUGAGCAUGAUGACUCCGACAAGGCACUUGCUAUUGCAAACGAUGUAUGGGUCUGGGAAACCCUAUUUGAUGGAGGAGAGCCUCUUGGCCCAUAUGUAACUGAUAGUGAGGAGGAAAGCUCACAUGGUGCCAAACGUUUUAAGACUGAUGCUGAUUCGGAUGACAAGUAUCCUAAUGUAACUGAUACUGAUAGUGAGGAGGAAAGCUCACAUGAUGCGAAACGUCUCGGGACUGAUACUGAUUCUAAGAAGUGUAUCAAGCAGUAAAGUGCUUUGCCUUUGUGUAUGAAAACAUGCAUUUGUCGUUUGUUUGUUUCAUCUUUCUUGUCUAAAUAAUAACUCUGUUUUAUGUUCAAAUUAUUUGCGGUUUAGUCCCUUUUCCCAUCAAUUUAGAGGUUUUGAGCUAGCUAAUAAAUCUAUGUAUGCUUU
Molecule: messenger RNA, 1489 nt
Organism: Arabidopsis arenosa
Lineage: Eukaryota; Viridiplantae; Streptophyta; Magnoliopsida; Brassicales; Brassicaceae
Source: the annotation of a GenBank genome assembly